Messenger RNA from Guyanagaster necrorhizus, 1333 nucleotides. RefSeq names its product galactose-1-phosphate uridylyltransferase. Gene Ontology annotation, cellular component: cytoplasm. Gene Ontology annotation, molecular function: zinc ion binding; UDP-glucose:hexose-1-phosphate uridylyltransferase activity. The coding region runs from base 148 to 1278 and encodes 376 amino acids. The transcript has 6 exons. Gene Ontology annotation, biological process: beta-D-galactose catabolic process via UDP-galactose, Leloir pathway. Lineage: Eukaryota; Fungi; Basidiomycota; Agaricomycetes; Agaricales; Physalacriaceae. The record is from RefSeq and is a predicted model, not a curated record.
AGUUUUCUAGUACCUAUCCAAUAGUAACGGUGGCUCUAUAGCAUUCUAUAGGACAACCUUCCAGGCCUGGUGUUCCGAUUCAAAUAAAUACUCAACUCAUGUGCUUUGGUUCCUAUCUCGCCAGCAUUGUUCUUUGUUCCUACCAUCAUGACCGAGUUCAAUCCAUCUGAUCAUCCUCAUCGCAGAUUGAAUCCAUUGACAAACGAGUACACUCUCGUCUCACCGCAUCGCAUCAAGCGUCCGUGGCUCGGUCAGGUUGAACCUCCUCUGGUUUCCAAUCUGCCACAAUAUGAUCCGGCAUGUUACCUCUGUCCCGGCAACAUUCGCGCUGGUGGCCACAAGAACCCUGAUUAUCAGCAGAUAUAUGUCUUUGAAAACGACUUCUCUGCGGUUCUCAACGGACCUCUGCCAAUUGCCCCCGUAGCGCCCCAUCCAUUGCUUGCGACAGAACCUGUCGGUGGUGGAUGUGAUGUAUUAAUCUUUGAUCGUAGACAUGAUUUGACUUUGGCACGAAUUUCAAUUGACGGGCUUGAGCGAAUCAUCGAGGAGUGGAUUCGAAUCUACUACAGACGAGGCGCGGAGGAAAACAUUAAAUAUGUUCAGAUCUUCGAGAACAAGGGUAGUAUGAUGGGUUGCUCAAACCCUCACCCACAUGGACAGGCUUGGUCUUUGUCUGCUAUACCUUCGUAUCCUGCGAAAGAGCUUGACAAUAUGAAGCGGUACUCGCUCACUGAUGUGCCUGCUUCUAAUGCCCCCAAGAACAAGGACGGAAAGGCCUGUCUGCUCUGUGAAUACGUCCAUGCAGAACUCAAUUCGACAGGCCCCGACGGCCGCAUAGUGUUCAAGAAUGAACAUUGGGUAGCCGUGGUGCCGUGGUGGGCUGUGUGGCCCUUCGAGAUGCUCCUACUUCCAUAUCAACGUCACAUACCCUCAAUCGCAGAGCUUACCGAAGAAGAGAAGACGGCGUUUGCCCAAAGCAUAUCUAUCGUUACCAAACGAUACGACAAUCUGUUUUCUUCUUCGUUUGCAUAUUCGAUGGGCAUUCACCAGCGGCCAAUCCCACUGUCUGCGGUUGCCACCGGCGAGGAUUCGUUCGAAGAGGCUCACUUGCAUCUCCAUUUCUCCCCGCCUCUUUUGAGAAGUGCAACUGUCAAGAAGUUUAUGGUUGGGUUUGACAUCAUGGGUGAACCUCAACGGGAUCUUACUCCUGAAAUAGCAGCUGCCCGUCUUAGAGAGUGUUCUGAUAUUCAUUACCUCGAUGAGCAGAAGAUUAUUUAACAUACAACCUGUUUAGAAAAUAGAUCAGUCUGAAUAAUUCAUAAACUUAUAUCAA